Molecule: messenger RNA, 2252 nt
Organism: Brassica napus (rape)
Lineage: Eukaryota; Viridiplantae; Streptophyta; Magnoliopsida; Brassicales; Brassicaceae
Product: protein SENESCENCE-ASSOCIATED GENE 21, mitochondrial
Exons: 2
Coding region: 164-445 (93 amino acids)
Biological process (GO): response to stress
Cellular component (GO): mitochondrion
Source: RefSeq, a predicted model, not a curated record
AAACCAAGCUUCUUUCCAUCUCGUUGCCGCAGAUCAAACUUUCCUAUUCCUCGGAUAAACCUCUCCUUCUGAGGCGGCGAAACAGAGGAACAAACCUCACAAACCAACAAAAAAGUUUCAACCUUUAUCUUGUCUGUUCUAUCUCUCUCUCUCUCUUCCAAGAAUGGCUCGUUCUCUCUCUAACGUUAAGUUCGUAUCUGCUUUCGUCUCUCAAGAACUCUCAAAUGCAAUCUUCCGACGUGGUUAUGCGGCUACGGCGGCGCAGUCGAGCACUGGAAAAGGUAGAGCCGUUGUUUCGGCGGUGAUGAAGAAGGGAGUGGAAGAAUCGAACAAGAAGAUUUCCUGGAUUCCUGAUCCCAAAACCGGUUAUUACAGACCGGAAACCGGUUCCAACGAGAUUGACCCAGCGGAGCUACGAGCAGCUCUCUUAGACAAAAAACAGUGAUUGAUUAAUUUAGAAGAUGGUCUUUUUGAUUAAUUAUUUGAUGUUUAUUUUAAUGUCUUGAGGGGAGAUUAGAGGAAGAGAAUAAGAUAUGAUGCGGUGAAACCUAUUUUCAUCUGCUACGUGCGAUUCUGUAAUAAAUGUAUAGAGAAGCCUUUUGGUUUCUUAACAUAUGGAUCGUUGGAUGUAUGAUGUAUCCAAUAUAUUUUUCUAAAAAUCAUCCAUUUAUCAUCAAUUUUGCAACUCCUUAAUCUAACUUAACAUAAAAAUGCAUCACUUCUUUUUAAAGAAUUAAUACGUAAGCAUAUAGAAUUAUAAUGUAAGCCAAACACUCUAAAAAUAGACUAAAAGAAAAAAGUUACUCUAUAUUUAGUGUAUUAGAAACUCCACUGCAAAAUUUACUGCAAAAUGAAGUGGAUUAUGUAGUUCUGAACAAGAAAAAAAUGCAUUAUUCCAUAUGCUCUUACUGUUCAGUUUUCUAUAUUUGGUGCAACAUAUAGCGCACAAUUGAAGUCACUUUUAUUCUAUAUUUUUUCGUUUAGAGGAAAAAAUAGAGUACCAUUAGAAAUAUUUUUAGUAGUUUUUUUCUUAUUGUAAUAAGUGGCCUGCCACAAUAAAGUAAACUCAGAAAAUUUGUAUAAAACUUAAUAUUUGCACCAAAAAGAAACAAUUUAGACUUUCAAAUUUGUUAAACUUCAAAAAAUAAGAAAAGAACAAUUUGGCUCGAGACUUUUGAUUUUUUUUAAACUUUUUUUUAUACUAACUUCUUCUUCUUUAUUCCUUCCCAGAAGGGGUACUGUUUUGAAUACAAGAAACUGAAGCAACUUAAUUAAACGACAACCACAAUGGAUGGCUAAAAUAUAAUAUAAGAAACACAUGUGAAGCUAUGAUCUGGCGAUCAUGAAUUCCAUGGAGCAGACUUUCGCUAUGAGUCAGAAAUGGCGAAACCAGAGAAGAAGGUAUGUUUCCCAAUGAGAUGAAGAAUGCUGCAAUCGCCGAGGCCUAGAAGAACCUCUUAUCCGAUCCAAUCCAAACAACUUUGCCUUAACAAGAACCUUGACCUCUUUGACCAGAAUAUGGGAUGGUUUACUAGGGCAGAGUGACAUGAGACGUGUCCUGUCGUCUUUUGAAGAGUCAACUAUGCUCAAAGGCUCGAGACUUAAGAACGACUUAUUGGUAGAGGCAACUUGGUACAUGGAAUCUAUCAGCAUUGAAUCUUCACUUGACUAUAAAAAAGUUGAGUCACCACUUUUGUUGCAUGUUCUUUUAUUCUUUCGAGUUGUUUGCUAAUCCGCAUCAAAUCAUUUUAUUUUAAUAUAGUCAUAAUUUCAUACGACUGCAUGCUUUGGAUGUUUAAAAAUUAUUAUAGUUCAGCAAAAGUAUACGAUCAUAUAGUAAUACUAAGGUUGAUAUGCCUAACAAUUGUUCAGCAAAAUUAUUUUAGCUGGUCAAGAGUUAUGGGCCUAACAUUUUCUGAAACUUUUAUUUUUGUCGUCUAUAACUCGCCCACUUUCUCAGAUUUGAACUGUGAAAUGACACAACAGUAACUUUAGUACAAACCAAAGCAAUAGGCUGUAACAUAAGCCUUUGUCUAAAUCUCCCCGGUUUUGGGAAGAAAGGACCUCUCAACAUAUUCCCUACUAUUAGACUAUGUAGAAGCAUCUCUAACCUCAAACAAAAGGCAAUGCACUGAUACAACUAACUCAGUGGUAAUGAAUCUAUUAAUUCAUUGAUCAUCAACAUAAUGGUGUGUAGUAAAGAAACCAAUGUAGGUCUCUGAAGAACCAUGUCCCCCUGAUUCAUCCCCAAA